Molecule: messenger RNA, 1786 nt
Organism: Pseudophryne corroboree (corroboree frog)
Lineage: Eukaryota; Metazoa; Chordata; Amphibia; Anura; Myobatrachidae
Product: protein Wnt-11b
Exons: 5
Coding region: 250-1302 (350 amino acids)
Biological process (GO): neuron differentiation; multicellular organism development; canonical Wnt signaling pathway
Cellular component (GO): extracellular region
Molecular function (GO): frizzled binding; cytokine activity
Source: RefSeq, a predicted model, not a curated record
GGCGUAGUCCCCUCACCCUGUAGUCGGUCUUGUAAUGUGAGGAGGCUGCUAGAGAUGAAGUGACAGCGGCCGGGCUGGGGGCUAAUACUUGUAUAGAAACACUUUCUCUGCACAGAUCACUAAUCACUAUCAUUGGAAUUCACACUUGGGAAUCUCACAUACCCCUCGUUGGAAGUCACCACUUUUACACCAAUCUCUGCAAGUCACAGACUUUUCACUAUUAUUCACCAGGGCUCACUGUUGGCCGAAAUGGCUUUAUUUCAUUUUUGGAUCUCCCUACUUGUUUGCUGUAUCGGACCGUGUGGCGCCAUCCACUGGCUGGGUCUGACAAUAAAUGGCAGCUCGGUAGCAUGGAAUGAGAGUGAGCACUGCAGCCUACUUCAAGGGCUGGUUCCUGACCAAACACAACUCUGUAAGAGGAACUUGGAGCUUAUGCAGAGUGUUGUUACUGCAGCUAAGCAGACCAAGCUGACCUGUCAGAUGACCUUCUCCGACAUGCGAUGGAACUGUUCAUCAAUUGACCUUGCGCCACACUUUACCCCAGACUUGCUAAAAGGAUCCAGAGAAUCUGCCUUUGUAUAUUCUUUGGCCUCUGCAACUAUAAGUCAUGCCAUUGCUCGAGCCUGCGCCUCAGGGGAGCUGCCCACAUGCUCCUGUGGAGCUACGCCUGCUGAGGUACCUGGACCAAGCUUCCGCUGGGGCGGAUGUGGUGACAACUUGCGUUAUGGCCUACAGAUGGGUUCUGCCUUUGUUGAUGCCCCAAUGAAGUCUAGCAAGUCAGGGACCCAAGCUACCAAACUAAUGAAUUUACACAACAAUGCAGUUGGUAGACAGGUACUAAUGGAUUCCCUGGAGACCAAGUGUAAGUGCCAUGGAGUAUCUGGGUCGUGUUCUGUGAAGACCUGCUGGAAGGGGCUGCAGGAUUUGCCACAAAUAGCUGACGAGCUGAAAUCAAAGUACUUGGCAGCAACUAAAGUCACCCAUAGGCAGAUGGGAAGUCGCAAGCAUUUAGUUCAUAAGGAGCUGGACAUCCGGCCAGUUAGAGAGUCGGAGCUGGUGUAUCUGAACAGCUCCCCAGACUACUGCGCCCGAAAUCCCACCCUAGGAUCGUAUGGAACACAAGAUAGACUAUGCAACAAAACCUCAGUGGGCAGUGACAGCUGUAACCUGAUGUGUUGUGGUCGUGGGUACAAUGUCUACACAGAAACCAUUGUGGAGCGAUGCCAGUGCAAAUAUUACUGGUGCUGUUAUGUCAUGUGCAAGAAAUGUGAGCGGACAGUGGAACGAUAUGUCUGCAAGUAGAUCUAUUGUGAUCACCUUGUUAUUGCACAGACAACCUGCCUCCUUUAAAACAUUGCCAAGUACCUGUUCUGAGAAGCUGAGAAAAAAGCAGGUACUAAGACUACAAGACUUUUAUGGACGACAGAUGCAGGCAAAUGUUCUGCAGCUGGUUAGGUCUCUCCUUCCUUCAUGCAAGGACUUCAUCCCGUGCGAUCAUCUUGGAUUGAUUAACUGUACACUGCAAAAAUGGGCAGCUAGGUGGCAGUCUGCACAUGCUUUCCUGAUAUGGAGCAACCCAGUAAUGCAAUUUCUAUAAUUUUAUUUUUUAAAUAAGGGUUUUGAAAGUGUUCUGCUGCCACCUGUGUAAUACAUAAUAUAUAUGCACUGUGCAAGUUCAGAAAAAAUGUGUCUAAAUUUUUAGACUGGUUUAUGGUAUGUAAAUAUAUAUAUUUUAUAAAUUGUAGAUAUAUAUUUUUUAAUAAACUUUUUUUUUUGCUGCUGCAGA